Messenger RNA from Dendrobium catenatum, 553 nucleotides. Its product is annotated as THO complex subunit 1. The coding region runs from base 175 to 522 and encodes 115 amino acids. The record is from RefSeq and is a predicted model, not a curated record. The transcript has 6 exons. Lineage: Eukaryota; Viridiplantae; Streptophyta; Magnoliopsida; Asparagales; Orchidaceae. Gene Ontology annotation, cellular component: THO complex part of transcription export complex. Gene Ontology annotation, biological process: regulation of DNA-templated transcription elongation; mRNA export from nucleus.
CCUUUUUUUUUUUUUUGUCAAACGUGUCUGAAAUUACUUUUUCAUUGACAAAGUACAACUCUGUUUUGCUGCAUAGCAAGCCAAGGUGGAGACUGGGAAACAAGGAACUUUCACAGCUAUGGAAAUGGGCAGAAACAAAAUCCAAAUGCUUUGAGUGAUCCUCAGCGUGUUCGUAUGCCUUCAGUGGCAGAAUACUGGAAACCUCUUGCGGAAGAUAUGGACCCUGCUGCUGGAAUUGAAGAGGAAUAUCAUCACAAAAAUAACCGUGUUUAUUGUUGGAAAGGCCUUCGGUUUUCAGCUAGACAGGACUUGGAGGGCUUUUCUAAGUUUGCAGAGUAUGGAGUUGAGGGUGUUGUACCUCCAGAACUGUUACCCCCAGAAGUUCGUUCCAAGUUUCAUGCCAAGUCUAGCGAGAAAAAUAAGCGAGCUAAAAAGGAAGAAGAGUCUAAAAAUACUGCCACACAACCUGAAGACAACCACCUAUUUCAAAUGGUGGUGGAAGUUGGCACUGAGAUGGCAUGAUGCGGGCGGCUCCGAUUGGAUUCUGAUGCUG